Striga hermonthica is the source of this 1215-nucleotide messenger RNA. The record is from the annotation of a GenBank genome assembly. Lineage: Eukaryota; Viridiplantae; Streptophyta; Magnoliopsida; Lamiales; Orobanchaceae.
AUGAUGCAAAAGAAGGAGAAGCGAACGAGAUGGGUCUUCCGACUGCUCAAGAUCAAGGAACUGUCCCCACUGCCCGAAACAUCCCCUGCAAAGGAAAGGCUGCCAUGGCAAACAGCUGAACAGAGUAAUAGCGCCAUACCUGUGAUCACUGCAAUAGAUGAUGCUCCACUGGUGGGGCCCACACCUGCAGAUGCUCAACCGGCUCAUCAGCACACUGAGAGUCGGGAAUCAGUCCAGAGUAAUAUUUGUGUCAUUAGUCCCCAACACGAGAUGGAGUCUCAACAUCAGGCUGCCACCAAGAUCCAAGCUGCUUUUCGCCGUUAUCUAGCAAGAAAAGCACUACAGGCGCUGAAAGGAGUGGUCAGGCUUCAAGCUCUUAUACGCGGUUGGGCCGUCCGGCAGCAAGCUGUUCACACCCUCAAGUGUCUGCAGUCCAUAGUGAACAUCCAGACAGACGUUUGCUCAAAGAGAAGUGAACGGAGUAAGAGCAGUUUGUAUUGUCAAGAAUACAAGUGCCAGGAUUUCAAGGAAAAGGACAUAAAGGUACAUUCGAACAGCCAAAAAAGGUGGGAAGAUAGCACACUGACCAAAGACGAGCUAAAAUCCCUCUUUGUGACAAAGAGAGAAGCUUCCACCAAGAGAGACAGAAUCAGAGAAUACUACUUAAACCAUCGGAGAUCAGCAGAAACCGAAAGGGACAAGGUGCACGGGAGACGAAGAUACUGGCUAGAACAAUGGGUAGAUGCCCAGCUGGCUAAAAGCCAUACUCUUGGGAACUUGGAGAGGAAUUUGUCAGCAAACUCAAGAUAUUUACAAAGGCAAUAUGAGGCUGAACUUCCAGAUCCUCGUGCAUACAUUCCGACAAGCUCAGGUCAUCACAGGAAGCAACGUUCAAUAGGGAACGAUUAUUCAUUCCCACGUUCACCUAUCAUUCCUACAUACAUGGCCUCCACUGAGUCCGCCAAAGCAAAAGCCAGGUCAUUAAGCUCUCCAAGACUCAGACCGCUUAAUUUUGAUGUUUGUUCAGAGACAAUGUCUCCUUAUAAGCGUAAGUGCUCCCCUAUAUCGUCUAUCAAUAGCGAGCUGACGAGCAGCACCUGGGUUGAGAAUCAUCUGAAUACCUCACAAAGAUCAUUGUGUUUGAAAGGUCCAUCCGGUCAAGUAAAAUCAAAUAUGAGCACAAAAGACCUCCGGAUCCGGGGGAUUUAUUACUAA